Molecule: messenger RNA, 1011 nt
Organism: Tarenaya hassleriana
Lineage: Eukaryota; Viridiplantae; Streptophyta; Magnoliopsida; Brassicales; Cleomaceae
Product: AIG2-like protein A
Exons: 5
Coding region: 226-744 (172 amino acids)
Source: RefSeq, a predicted model, not a curated record
UAUAAAAAGAGAGCGCUUUCCUUUCACGGCUAAAAUUUGCAGCAGCGGGUGGAAUCGAUUCAUAAGGCGAUUUAGAGACAGAGCGGUUGUAUCCUGUGAGCCGCAAAAGACUUGUUCCUUGUUUUUUCUUUGCUCCCACAUCUUUGGAACACAUCCUCAUUCGCAAAAAAAAAAACCACCUUUUUUUCUUGGUGUCCUGAAGAGGAGGAGAAACAUAAGGAGAAGAUGACCAGCGGGGUUGCAGGGCAUAACGUGUUCGUUUAUGGCAGCCUCAUGGCCGACGACGUCGUUCGCAUCCUCCUCAAUCGCGUCCCUCUCUCUGUCUCCGCCGUCCUCCCCGACUUUCACAGGUUCAGCAUCAAGGGUCGUGUUUACCCGGCGAUUCUGCCAGUUGAGGAAGACAGAGUCAACGGCAAGGUGUUGAUGGGAAUCUCAGACCCUGAACUGUACAUCUUAGAUGAGUUUGAGGAUGUUGAGUAUGAACGUAACACUGUCGAGGUUUCGCUAACGGAUAGUUCGGAGAAGCUGCAAGCUGAAACCUACAUUUGGAGCAACAAAGAGGAUCCAGACCUGUACGGAACCUGGGAUUUCGAGGAAUGGAAGCAACUUCACAUGGAAGGUUUCGUCGAGAUGACAAAAGGGUUUGCUCAAGAGAUAGAUUUGCCCGAAUCGAGGACGAGAGUGGCCACAUACGAGACGUUCUACCCUCAAAAGGGUACCGAAAACUCUCCGUCCUCUGAAUGAUUAUCCAAUUCUUUCAUAUUGUCAAUGGAAGCACUGAAAAUCAGAUGAGAGAUUUGUGGUUUAACCAUAUGACAGGAGAAGAAGAUUUUGUUGAAUGUGAAAUGGUUUCUUUGAUAUUAGUAAAGGUUUUGUUUUGGAUAUUAGGAGGAAGUAAUGAAUGGGUUUGGGUUUGAAACUGAAGAAGAGAUCUCAAGAAAACGCCCUUCUCUUCUCUGCCUGGAAACAGAUGCAGCUUUUAUGGUUCAUUGUUUUGUUGGUUUUGAUCUU